Molecule: messenger RNA, 210 nt
Organism: Acanthoscelides obtectus
Lineage: Eukaryota; Metazoa; Arthropoda; Insecta; Coleoptera; Chrysomelidae
Source: the annotation of a GenBank genome assembly
AUGAACUCUAACCAGAAACGGCGUUUCAAAAUGGGCAUUUUAAAUUUGGCCGAGCAAAUACUAUCCUCAACCAAUCUGGAAGCUAGUACUCCACCAAUGGAUGGUUCUCAAUCUUGGAUUGAAGAUUCGGUGAAUAGAAAUCCAGGUUCAAUCCCGCAAACCAACACGGACCCCUUCAAUAUGACUGAGUUUAUACGAUACAAUAAUUAG